AUGAUCGAAACACCUCGAAAACGCACCUUUGGCUCGAUCCACUCCUCAUCCAGUCCUUCGGCUCGCAAACGGGAUCAAGACAACCCAUGGUUCAGGGAUCCAAGCGAACAAGACCAGAAAGAUCCUAAGGUUCCCAAGAACGAAUACACCUCCUCACCCAAAUCCCGGGACUCUCAUCAUCGGAUACGAUCUCCUCCGCGCAGUGGCGAUCGAACUAGCAAACACUGCAUUGAUGAUAACAAGGAACGUGCCUCUAACCAUGGAUCAAGACCUGGUGAUGAAAACCAUCACUCAACUGUCCGAAGCCGGAAAGAGCAGGAGCAUGGCAAGAUACCCACACCAGCACCUGUAGAUGAUACCGUAGAAGAUGGAGAAAUCGCAGAAGGAGUCCCUUCUUCAAAUCAUUCGCUAUCUCCUUCACGGCGGUCCCAGUCGGUGAAAUCUGAGCGUGACCGACACCGCGACCGAACGCGGGAAUCAGAUCGUGAACGGCUCCGGGAUCUUGACCGCUCCUCACACCGACACCGUCAUCGUGAUAUGGAUCGAGAUCGCACUAGGGAUCGUCCUCGAGAGCGUCGAGUUGAUAGCCGUGAGCGAGAUCUCUAUUCGCAUCGCGAACGCGAACAAGACCGACGGAAGGAUCGUGACCGUGAUCACGGUCGAUUUGCCCACCCUCCUCCCCCGCCUUAUUCAGACCGCAAACGCUCUCCUGAUCGUGAUCGUGAUUAUCCUCGUCGUCGUUUUGACCAAGAAGACCGAUUCAGCAGACAUCACCGCCAAGAUCAUCACCGACGCGACUUGGAGCGCAGGUCCACCACGGAUAACACGCAGGCCACUGGUGGCCAUCUUGCAAGGCCAUCUACCUCAGAUAACCUGAGCAAAGAACAAGAUGAUCAGAAUGAUGAUGAGGUGGUCGGUGUUGCUGAGCCCCCGCCACAGCUGACUGAAGACGAAAUACUGGAACAAGCACGUCGUAAAAGAGCUGAAAUCCUAGCUAAACAUAAACAGCUGAACCAGACUGUUAACCCAUCCGAUGUUUUUACUAUGACUACAGAUCCCAGCCUGCCCGUUGUUCAUAACCCCCCUGCAGAUCACCCGAAGUCUUCCAUCCCUUCAGCCACUUCAAAUCCCAACCCGCCUAAGGCUAAUCAUCUCCCACUCUUACUUGACCCCAUCUCUAAGGUUACUAACCUCAAUAGUCCUGCCGCUAGAAUGCGACUUGACUCAGAUACUCCUCAACCGACCCGGAUCGGAUCAGAACAAGGCUCUGAUUCAGUCGCAGGUUCUCCUGAACCGGUUGCAGAAGCCAAUUUUGACUUAACACAAGAUCCUAACAAUCAAGUUUCAGCAACCACAGCCGAUGGCGACGAAUCCGCAGUGUCAAACCAUCCACUAGACCAACAAACCAUCACGGGUGUAGGUCAUCAGAGCAUCUCAGCUGCUGAUUACAACCCGGAUGACGAUCGCCGGAUUGACAAUGAACGGCAGAACGAGAAACACAUCAAUGAACAGAGAGCAGGUGAUCCGCUGCCCGCUACAGAUAUUCGACCUGGAGCAAAUCUUUCUGAGGGCCCGGAAGCAAACGGUAUGGACGAAGAUGAGACUGGCGAUGAAGAUGGCGAGGAUGAUGAUGACAUGUUUGCCAUCGAUUCCACUGAGAAGAAGGCGAAAAAGAAAAAAAUCACCAAGGGGAACAACAACAAAAACUCUUCAAACCCGUCUGCUCCGUUUUUGCCUGUCAUCAAUCGAGCGGGUACGGAUGCUGAAGUGGUCGAUAAUUUUGAUGACGCUGACGGUUACUAUCGCGUCAUAUUGGGCGAGCUGUUAGACAAUGGCAGGUACCAUGUCCAUGCAAACCUUGGCAAAGGAAUGUUUGCAUCAGUGGUGCGUGCGAAGGACAUGUCUGCUGCUAAGGACGGGAUUAAAGGGGCUGGUAACGAUGUCGCCAUCAAAGUAGUCCGAAGUCAAGAGAGUAUGUUUAAAUCUAGUCAGAAGGAGGCUAGCAUUCUCAAGAAGCUCCAGGAGGCUGAUCCAGGCGGCAAGUACCACAUUAUCAGACUUGAGCGGACGUUUGAGCAUCGAGGGCAUCUUUGCUUAGUAUUUGAAGCGAUGAGUAUGAAUUUGCGAGAAGUAGUCAAGAGGUUCGGCAAGGACGUCGGUAUCAAUCUAAGAGCCGUCAGGGCAUACGCCCAUCAAAUGUUUCUGGCUUUAUCACUUAUGAAAAAAUGCAAUAUAAUGCAUGCCGAUUUAAAACCGGACAAUAUUCUGGUAAGCGAAUCGAAAUCGGUCCUUAAAGUAUGUGAUCUGGGUUCAGCCUCCGAUGUUACCGAAAAUGAAAUCACGCCUUAUCUGGUGUCCAGGUUUUACCGUGCACCCGAGAUCAUCCUCGGCUUACCAUAUGAUUGCUCGAUCGACAUCUGGUCGAUUGGUUGUACACUGUACGAACUCUACACCGGUAAAAUUCUGUUCCCUGGCAGAAGCAAUAAUCAUCUAUUGUUGCUGAUCAUGGAAUUAAAGGGGAGGUUUAAUUCGAAGCUGUUGAAGAAGGCUAAGUUCUCUAACGUCCAUUUUGAUGAUGAGAACGGGAACUUCUUGAGUGUCGAAAAGAAUCGGAUGACUGGUACCGAUGUUGUCAAGAGUAUCAAUAUACCAAACAAGCCAAUACAAGGACUCCAGAGUCGAUUGAUGCCCAACCACGUGACAAAGAAGAUGCAAGACGCGGACGUGAAACUGUUGAGCGCGUUUGUUGAUCUACUGGAGAAAAUUCUCACCUUGGAACCUAGUCGCAGAAUCUCACCCAAGGAAGCCCUCAACCACCCUUUCAUCCGUGGGAUCUGA
Molecule: messenger RNA, 2838 nt
Organism: Puccinia triticina
Lineage: Eukaryota; Fungi; Basidiomycota; Pucciniomycetes; Pucciniales; Pucciniaceae
Exons: 11
Coding region: 1-2838 (945 amino acids)
Biological process (GO): mRNA cis splicing, via spliceosome; peptidyl-threonine phosphorylation; peptidyl-serine phosphorylation
Molecular function (GO): protein serine/threonine kinase activity; ATP binding
Source: RefSeq, a predicted model, not a curated record